Messenger RNA from Bactrocera latifrons, 3859 nucleotides. RefSeq lists its product as uncharacterized. Gene Ontology annotation, molecular function: RNA polymerase II cis-regulatory region sequence-specific DNA binding; DNA-binding transcription factor activity, RNA polymerase II-specific; zinc ion binding. NCBI's taxonomy places the organism in Eukaryota, Metazoa, Arthropoda, Insecta, Diptera, Tephritidae. The record is from RefSeq and is a predicted model, not a curated record. Gene Ontology annotation, cellular component: nucleus. The transcript is spliced from 4 exons. Gene Ontology annotation, biological process: regulation of DNA-templated transcription. Bases 111 to 3569 code for a protein of 1152 amino acids.
UUGUCAAAUAUUCUGCAAUACAUGCAUUUACAAUUGAUUGAGAACGAAAACAAAAACAUUAUUGUUAUGUUUAACUAAAUUAAAAGCAAAUAAUUGCAAAAUUUGUGAAAAUGCCAGCUUUUUGUGCUGUACAAAAUUGUGGUGAUAAAUAUGGACAUGCGGAGAAUAUAUCCUUUCAUAAAUUCCCAUUUAAGCGACAAGAGUUAAUGAAGAAAUGGCUUGAUUUUGCGCAACGUGGUCCUGAUUGGCAACCAUCGAAGUGGAGUGCUAUAUGUAGUCGCCACUUUCGCGAUGAUGAUUUCAAUUGUGCCCCCGAUCGCAAAAUACUAAAGAAGACUGCGGUGCCAUGUUUGCACAAUCAGAAACAUGUACAAACCAUAGAAAAGCAGUACACUGAACGGAAACAAGAAGAUAUUGCCAAAGAAACCUCUUUACAACAAACUGCCACGAAAACCGCAAUCAGCAGCUCACCCGCCACAGAGACAUACAAUGAAGCAUGCGAAGAAUUCGAUGAGACGGCAGAACAACGCAUGCAGACCACAUCUUUACAAAGUUCUCCGAACGCACCGAACAAAUAUAAAUGCCGACUGUGUGGCAGUGCAUGCUCAGCUGUGGUGUCAUUUUCUACAAAUUUCGAAAUUUAUGGCAUGAUACAAAAAUGUUUUCCUACACUCAAUAUACAAAAAGACGAUAACUUACCAAAAGAAAUGUGCCGCUUGUGCCUUAAACGCGUGGAAAGCUUUUCGCGUUUCAUCGACAAAGUGCUUGAAACACAGAGUGAGCUGCAACGAAAAUAUCGCACAGAGAAAAAAGACAAUAACACACGUUUUGCAGAACGUCCGCUGAAGGUAAAACAAGAGCCAGUGGUGCGUGUGAAACAGGAGCUUCCAGAGGGUUUUGACAGUUUUCUCUCUGAUGAUCUGGAUAUGGGAAUGGAUGAGGGUUGUGAACCGGAGCAUGAUUCUGAAGCGAUUGUUGAACAAAAAUAUGAUUUCUGUGAUUUUCCCAUGUUGAAUGCACAGGAUAUAAUCAACAAUUGUGAUAUAAUGGAAAUAAUAAAUUUGGAUGAUCCUUUCAUAAACAUACCAGAUGAUGAUGCCAAUACGAAUUGUGAAAAUAAUACACAGAACUCAAAACAACAAGAUAAUGCUAUGCAACAGCAACAACAAGAGAGGAACAAGCGCACUUUACUAAGUGCUCACGAAUUGCUACAAAACCAUUUGUUAAGUGAAGAGCACAACUAUGCCUAUACAACGGAGGAUUUGAAGGAAGAGUGUCAAUUCAAAAGUACUUAUAAGACAGAGAAGACUGAUGGUGGCGAAUGUGGAGAUCGGGGAGACUUUAUCGCAAAUGUUGGAACUGAGGAUGAUGAACAGACAGGUUAUGCGGGAGACGAGCAUCACAACGUUGAAAAUGGCGCUUCAACCGGUCUGUAUAAAGAAAACUAUGCCCCGCCAAACAUACAUUUGCAAAAUGUUGCUGCUUCAAACGUUGAGAAGCCAACAACUGCCGCGGAUACAACAGCUACACCACCCGACACACGCUCUACAAGACCAAUAGUCACGUCAGUGAGUGAACUUUCUGAUGCAUCAAUAACAUUACCCAAUCGGACGGUCGAGGAUCAUAAUCGUGCCGAGAAGCUUGUUGUCACUGCAGUGGAUGAUAUACCGGCGUCAAACAGUGAUGCCGCCGCUACUGCUACAAAAGUGAGUGUUUCUACAUCAGCUACAGCGCCAAUGAAAACACAUCCCAAACCAAAUAUUGUUGUGCUCGACGAAAGUAUAGUGAAAUCUUCAAAUGCCUUCCAACUACAUACUUGUCAUAACUGUCAUCUGAAAUUCUUCAGCAUAGAGACACUAAAUCAGCAUUAUAUCGUAGCGCACCAAACGCAAGCGCAAAUGCAAGAGCAAGGCACACAAAUGCGCGUUGAGCAAGAGAAGUUGCAAAGCGUGCAAAUGCAACAGCUACAGCAGCUCUUGGAUCCUUAUAAUCCAUCCAUCCAACAAAAUAUGGUCACACAAAAUCAUCACUACCAACAGCAGCAACAACAACAACAACAACAGCAUGAUGAGCGUUUGCCCAUGGUGAGUGUGCCGGGUGACUAUGUUUGGAAGUAUUACGCCGCUUCCAAUGAUGUCAGAAGUGAAGCCUUCAACAAUAAUUGUAAAUUGGAGAAAGGUUUCUGCUCAACCACUGCAUGCACAGAUAGUCUACAUAAAACGAAUGACACGCAUACUUUUCUACAGCCAAAUGUUUUUGGUUUUGAGCAUUCAAAUGCUGCCAAAAAUAGCUACAUGACGCCAAACUGUGCUGCUAAGGAUACUUCAAGUUUGAACGGUGCGCCAAAUGCAGUGAGAAUACUCGAAAUGAAGCGCACAUUUUUGCGGCAACAUGAUCCAUUUAGUAAUAUGACUAACAUUCAGGCAGACUAUCUCAAAGCACCUUUGAAUAACAAUGAUGUAACAAAAUCGGACAGCAUUUGCGCCGUCACCAGCUUGGCGCCAGAGAAUUCCUUUAAAACUUCAACGCCUGCAAUCCCACCCACACUUACACUCGCACGCAUGCAAAAACCAAAGCGCUCCAAACGACGCGUACUCUUAAGUAGACACAUCAGCGCGCGCCUAACAGCGCUUGAACGCAAGAUAAACGCGAAAAGAGCGCCCGAUGUUAUAACAGCCGAGUAUCGGCAGCUAGGACGUCGCUACAAGAAGCUGCAACUCAAAUGUAAAUCACUGCAAAUACUAAUAUUGGAGAAGCAAAGGAAAGAGGCCAGCUCCAAGUCAACAAUUUCAAGCGCGACCAAACGCUUACGCUGUCGCUUUUGCAGGGAAACUUUCAAGAGCAUCCAACGCCUGCUGCAACACAAGCGCACGCUCGGACAUUGGGCGCGCCGCACACCCAAACGCUUUGCCUCCACCUGCUGUGGCUGCGAGAAGUUCUUUCGCCACAAAAUCGCUUUACACAAUCAUAUGCGCUACAUAUGUCAGGCGCUGCCGUUGCGCUGCUUCAAAAUGCAAAUGCAAACGUUCAAGUGUCGCUACUGCCGACGCAGCACUUUCAAUCAUUGGCGCCUCUACCGCAGACACGAAGUGAAAUGUAAAUUCCGCAGACAACGCCGAAAACAACGUAGUCGGCAACGUCGCCGCCACCACUAUCAACAACAAGUGACAGUGCAACCUCUGACACCGCCCAAUAAGCAGCGCGACGCCGCGCUGCGUUCAACGCAUGCGUUGCUGGCCAACGCGCGCCAAUCGAAGCAGAAAGCAGCAGCGACAACACGCACGUAUGCCUGUAUACUGUGCGCUAAGGUGUUUGCCUCGGCGAACAGACUCAGUCAGCACCGCAUCACGCACAGCGACCAGCGGCGCCACCAGUGCAGUAUGUGUGAGCGCGCCUACAAGCGGCGCAACGGUUUGAUGCAGCAUGUGCGCGCCUUCCACUUGAAGUUGAAGCCGCAUCAGUGUGUUGUGUGUCAGCGCUCGUAUGCGCUCAAAAGUGAUAUGUUACGUUGCCGGCAUGCGGCGGUCAAGCGCGCGCGUCUCAAUGAAAUUGCCUGCAGCGCAGAGUAGCAUCAAUAAAUUUUUUUACAUAAGUAUUGCUUAUAAGUUUAUGCUAAUAAGUGUGUUAUGUAAUGUUAGUUAGUUUCCUAUUUCCUUAGAUUUAUGUUUAUUGUUUAAAAGCAAAGCGCGUUUGUUGACCAAAAAGCUAUUACAUACAUAUGUAUUAUUACGAAUUUAUAACCAUCUAAUUUACCAUUUCUAUCAAAAAGCAUUUAUUCUAUUUAUAAGUGUGUGUAAAUACAUGUGUAUGCCAUCAUUCAUUACAAAUAAAAAUAAAAAACUUGUAUAAACAACAGUAA